This is a messenger RNA of Clupea harengus (Atlantic herring), 4889 nucleotides long. It is a transcript of the gene slc4a3, whose product is annotated as solute carrier family 4 member 3. Gene Ontology annotation, cellular component: plasma membrane. Gene Ontology annotation, molecular function: solute:inorganic anion antiporter activity; monoatomic anion transmembrane transporter activity. The record is from RefSeq and is a predicted model, not a curated record. Lineage: Eukaryota; Metazoa; Chordata; Actinopteri; Clupeiformes; Clupeidae. Gene Ontology annotation, biological process: regulation of intracellular pH; bicarbonate transport; monoatomic anion transport.
GAGUGCCAUCCUUCUAUUUUCUGCUGGACUUCUUGGACGGGGAGGUUGGUCCUCAGCAUCACGUGGCCAAAGCUAGCAUCCUCGUAGAUGCCAGCAAGCAGCUGGAAAGUGGAGAGAGCCUUCACUAUGGAUCAUCGCGGCUGCAGCCCUGUCUGACCACACCGCCUCCGACUCAUUCUGCUCAAACAACACUCCAAACGCACAGGUUAUGCCACCCCACAGGUUGACUGGAAACCCAACUGUGAAAGAGAAGGGCUGAUCCCCCCACCCCUGAGCUCCCACCGCCGCCGCGCCCCUCACGGUCCCCAUGGCCACAGGAGGCCAUGCCCCCGAGACAGAUGUGUUGAUCAACCUGCAUCAGGUUUUGGCUGAAGAGGAGAGGGAUCCCGCCGAAGUAGAGGAAGAUGAGGACUUGGAGAAGGCUCUGUCUGUGGAGCGCUUUGGGGACAUCAUCUCUGAAUCGGCAGCCAAUGGUGCAGAGAAAAUGGGCCGCAGCUACAACGAGAAAGACUUCGAGUAUCACCGGCACAUGUUCCACCACACCCACCACCCGCUCUCCACCCAUCUCCCCCCGCCCCAGCGCUUCCGCAAGAGGGUGCUCAGCAUGGACCGGAGGCGCAAGAAGAAGCGGAAGAAAAAGAAGACCUCCAUGCCCCCCUCCGAGGUGACGCCCACCAUCCACGAGGUCGACGAGGAGGAGGCGGAGUCCGAGACGGAGGGGCAGGGCCCUGUGACCACACCCACCGAGGCACCAGAGGAUCAGCCACAGUUUAGCUUGGGCAGUGAGGAGGACCUGGCGGCUCCUCUGCCUUCCAGCAGCUUCCACAUGGAGAGCGAGCAGCCCCUGGGUCCCCAGGAGCCCGUGUCCUCCAAGGACGACCCAGAGGAGCAGGAGGAGACGCUGGAGCGACAGGAGGAGGAAGAGGAGGAGGAAGCAACCAGCAGGUUCAGUCCUUCUGUGGAGCCAGCCAGCAUGAGCACGCGGGGCUGGUUCCGCAGGAAGCCUCUGCACCGGCCGCCGGGGGCCCAGCGCACCAGCUAUGACCUGAGGGAGCGCAUCUGCAUCGGCAGCAUGACCGCCAUGGAGACGGCAGUCUACCAGAAGGUGCCCACGGACGAGGCCGAGGCCCAGAUGCUGGCUAGCGCCGACCUGGACGACAUGAAGAGUCACCGAUUUGAGGACAAUCCCGGGGUGAGGCGUCACCUGGUGAAGAAGUCUUCAAGAUGCCAGGUUCCCCGGAGCAGCAACAGCUCGCCUCCUCUCUGCAGUCAGAAGAAGAGGAAGAAGGUAGCCGAGAAGAAGACCCACGAGGUCUUUGUGGAACUUAACGAGCUGAUCACUGACAAGAACCAGGAGAUGCGCUGGAAGGAGACGGCUCGCUGGAUCAAGUUCGAGGAGGACGUGGAGACGGAGACGGACCGCUGGGGCAAACCCCACGUGGCCUCGCUUACAUUCCGCAGUCUCCUGGAGCUCCGCAGAACCAUCACUCACGGUGCCAUACUGCUGGACCUGGAGCAGACCACUCUGCCAGGCGUUGCCCACUUGGUGGUGGAGACCAUGAUCAUCUCGGACCAAAUAAGGGCUGAAGACCGAGCUAAUGUUCUGCGGGCCUUGCUGCUCAAACACAGCCACCCAAACGAUGAAAAAGAGGGCCUUUUCCACCGCAACCAUUCGGUCACCAGCCUGGGCAGCUUCCGAAACCAUAACCACAUGCCGGACACUGCCUUGCCCCUGGUCUCCGAGGACCAUACCGAGAGGCGCGGGAGCAAGGCGCCGGACCACGAUAAAGAGGUGUUUGUCAGCUUAUUUAAAUCGCUCCACCCUCUCCCCGCCGAGAGCCACGCCGCCGCCAGGUCCAUGAAGCUCAUGGCAAAGAUCCCCAAAGAUGCUGAGGCCACUGUGGUCCUCGUGGGCUGCAUGGAGUUCCUCGAACAGCCUGCCAUGGCUUUCGUUCGGCUCAGCGAAUCGGUUCUCCUGGAGUCAGUUCUGGAGGUGCCAGUCCCUGUGCGGUUCUUAUUUGUGCUGCUGGGCCCAAGUCAAUCCAAUAUGGACUACCAUGAGAUUGGACGGUCCUUUUCCACCCUCAUGUCCGACAAGAAUUUCCAUGAAGUAGCCUACUUUGCUGAUGAUCGUCAGGACCUGUUAAAUGGCAUCAAUGAGUUCCUCGACUGCAGUAUCGUGAUUCCCCCCUCAGACGUGGAGGGCAAAGACCUCCUGAAGACUGUGGCCUCCUUCCAGAAGGCCAUGCUUCGUAAGAGGAAAGAGAGGGAGCAGAAGAAGGGUAUGAACGCUGCACCCAGAACUGAGCAAGAUGCUAAAGAACUGAGCACAGAUGAGCAGGAAGAAGAGGAGCUGGAUGUGGACCCGCUCAAGCGCUCUGGGAUUCCAUUCGGAGGCCUGAUCCAUGACAUCCGCCGGCGCUACCCUCACUACAAGAGUGACCUGAAGGACGCUGUGGACACCCAGUGCCUGGCUGCUGUCAUCUUCAUCUACUUUGCUGCCCUGUCACCCACCAUCACUUUUGGGGGUCUACUGGGGGAGAAAACGCAGGGCAUGAUGGGAGUGUCUGAGCUCAUCAUCUCCACGGCAACUGUUGGGAUAUUAUUCUCCCUGUUAGCUGGUCAGCCAUUGCUCAUCAUUGGUUUCUCUGGACCUCUGCUGGUCUUUGAGGAGGCAUUCUAUAAGUUCUGUCAGGCUCAGGGCUUUGAGUACCUCACAGGUCGGGUCUGGAUUGGCUUCUGGCUCAUCUUCAUAGUGCUGGUGAUGGUGGCAGCGGAGGGCAGCUUCCUAGUGCGCUAUAUCUCCCCCUUCACCCAGGAGAUAUUCGCCUUCCUCAUCUCCCUCAUCUUUAUCUACGAAACCUUCGUCAAACUCAGCAAGGUGUUUCAGGAGCACCCUCUGAUGAGAAGCUACCCCUCCGGCCUGCCAGGGGCAAGUGUCUUUGACCCGGACCAUCCAGAGAUCGGGGAGCCCCUGCUCAACCAGCCCAACACUGCACUGCUCUCCCUGGUGCUCAUGCUCGGCACCUUUUUUGUGGCCUUCUUUCUCAGAAAGUUGAGGAACAGCAGAUUCCUGGGAGGGAAGGCAAGAAGAAUCAUCGGAGACUUUGGCAUUCCCAUUUCCAUCCUUUUCUCUGUAAUAGUGGACUACUUCCUCCCUGACACCUACACACAGAAGCUCAACGUGCCCUCGGGUUUCUCGGUCACAUCUCCCGACAAGCGAGGCUGGUUUAUCAGCCCUUUCGGCGACAAGCAGCCCUUCCCCGUCUGGAUGAUGGGAGCCUCGGUGGUGCCUGCCCUGCUCGUCUUCAUCCUCAUCUUCAUGGAGACGCAGAUCACCACGCUCAUAGUAAGCAAGAAGGAGCGGCGGCUGGUGAAGGGCUCCGGCUUCCACCUGGACCUGCUGCUCAUCGUCAUCCUGGGCGCCUUCUGCCCCCUGUUCGGCCUGCCCUGGCUCACCGCCGCCACCGUGCGCUCCGUCACCCACGUCAACGCCCUGACGGUCAUGAGCAAGGCCACGGCUCCCGGGGAGAAGCCCAUGAUCCAGGAGGUCAAAGAGCAGAGGGUGACGGGGAUGUGUGUAGCUAUACUAGUGGGCUUGUCCAUUGUGAUGACGGAUCUGCUGCGUAUUAUUCCCCUGGCUGUGCUGUUUGGUAUCUUCCUCUACAUGGGGGUGACUUCUCUGACUGGUAUCCAGCUAUAUGAGCGCAUCACGCUAAUGGUCACGCCCGCCAAGCACCACCCCGAUCACCUUUAUGUCACCAAGGUGAAGACCUGGAGGAUGAACAUGUUCACCAUCAUCCAGCUGCUAUGCAUCGUGCUGCUGUGGGUGGUGAAGUCCACGGUGGCGUCGCUGGCCUUCCCCUUCAUCCUCAUCAUGACUGUGCCGCUGCGGCGUCUCAUCCUCUCGCGCAUCUUCGAGGAGCGAGAGCUCCAGGCGUUGGACGGCGACGACGACGAGUCACCCAACUUCGACGAGGACGGCCGCGAUGAGUAUAACGAGAUUCACAUGCUUGUUUAGCCACAGACACAGUCACAGUCAUAGUCACAGCCUAAGCAUUCGUGAGCAAGCCUCUUUCCUACCAACACUGACCACUCUGAGCGAGCCACCGAACGAGAACUCUUUCAGUCGUUGCGACUCGGGUAUGUAUAUCUCCUGGAAGUAUGCGACGACUACCAACAAAGCCCGUGGCAACACUCCUACACACAGGGAAGUUGGGUGUGAAUCUUCACAGCUUGUAAUUAGUCUCUGUAUAAAAAAAAACACAGAAGAGAAAAAAAGAAGUACCAUGUUUCACUGUUCCUUUUUUUGCUUAUGUCUUUUUACUUGUUUUACUGUUUGUUUGUUUUUUAAAUAUUUAUUUUGUCCAAAGAAGUGGCCUCUGAAUCUAGAAGUGUUAGAUAUGGACCAUGCACCUUAAACUCCUUACACCAUAGUUCAAACAGACUCUCACUUCUCUCUGGUCAGUGACUAGAUUUGUUUGGAGCUGUGAGUUUGCAGUCAUGGCAAUGUAAACAAAAUACUUAGCUUCUCAAUCAACUCUUGUUUUGUUUGAUUUUGUUUGACCAUAUAUAGGUAAGGCAGUUUGCGAACUGGAACACACUGGACGUGUUUCUAUGUGUGUGUGUGUGUGUGUGUGUUUCUUCAGUUGAGUCUGUUGAAUCAAAAGUCCAGUUGUGCUUUCUUAAGUACUGUAUGCACUGGCCAUAGGGUUCGAAUGUCUCCGUAGCACUUGAAUUUAAUGGUAAUACCAUUGGAAAGGGAUGGACUAGGCCACUCUCCUCUGUGUGCAAUUCCUGUGACGGUAUGCCUUAGUGCAGUUUGGUGGGUUUUAUGCAGUAGUGCUGUGCAUUUCUACUGAGGUCAUUACCUUAGGGUUGACACGAUU